Diatraea saccharalis (sugarcane borer) is the source of this 381-nucleotide messenger RNA. Lineage: Eukaryota; Metazoa; Arthropoda; Insecta; Lepidoptera; Crambidae. The record is from the annotation of a GenBank genome assembly.
AUGGAUAGACUACCAGAUGAAGUGAUGUUAAUGAUUUUUGAAUGGAUACUUCCCUGCAAGUUGCUUGGGGCUGUCUCGCAAGUGUGCAGGCGUUGGGCUUCGCUGGUGGCACACCGCGCUCUACUUCUAAAGCACGAGAAUGAACUGCAACGAUGCCAUCAAGGUCUGCAUGGUGUACGCGUGCUCAAUCGGCAAACCACCAUCAUGAUUAAUAAGUUGUUUGAAUUCCGGAACCUUCGUGAUAUAACCAUCUGCAGCGCCACUCCCCUUUCGUCUGAUUGCUUCAAAGCACUAAUCCACUUAGAACAGCUAGAUCAUCUGGAUGUAUUCCUGGACGGCCGACCAUUGGAUGCAUCUAUGUUACCCACUCUUGGCGGUUGA